AUGACGGAGGCAGUUAUCAGCUUUCUUCGCAAUAAGCUAGACUCUUUACUGACGGAACAAGCAAGACUACUCAAAGGAGCAAAAGGAGAUAUCAGAGGCCUCAGGGAUGAAUUAAAUAGCUUGCGAGCCUUCUUGAUGGAUGCUAAUUCAAGGCAGGAGAGUGACAUUGGAGUGAAAACCUGGGUGGAACAAGUGUGUGACUUGGCAUAUGAUAUCGAAGAUGUUCUUGAUGAGUUUGUGCUUGAAACAGAACAAUCCGAGUACUGUGGAGGGUUCUUUGGGUUUAUCUGUAAUGCAAUCCACAAAUCCCCAUGUACUUCAACUCCGAAAUGGAUCUGUGCUCGCCUACAAGAAAUUAAAACAAGAAUUUUCAAGAUAAAAGAAAGGAGCGAGAAAUACCAGUUCAACAACUUGAAGGGAGUUUCAAGUUCCAACAAUGUAUCGCGUGAUCCACGGGUGGUUUCUCUUUAUAUCGAGGAUAUUGAAUUCGCUAUGAUCAAGAAAAUCCACAGGACAACAAAGGAUACUGUGCUAUUAGAAGGAGUCAAUACAAUGGAAGAGGACCAGUUGAUUGAUAUUUUGAGGAAUUAUUUACAAUUAAAGAGAGAAUCAAGUAGUCAUGUCUAUGACUUGAAACCUCUAUCUGAUGGUGAUGCUUGGAAACUCUUUUACAAGAAUGCUUUUCCAUCCUUUAAUUUUGAGAGCCAGUGCUCUCCAGAUUUAGAGGAAUUUCCCUUUAAAAUUCUAAAGAGAUGUGAAUGUUUGCCUCUUGCUAUUGUUACGAUAGCUUCUUUAUUGUCAUUGAAAUACAAGACUGUACAAGAGUGGAAGAAAUUGCAUGACAGUCUUGGACCGGAGUUGGAGAUUAAUCCCAUCCUUGGAAAAUUCAACAAAGUCUUAUUGUUGAGCUACAACAAUCUUCCAUACCACUUAAAACAUUGUUUUCUAUAUUUUAGCAUUCUUCUUGAAGAUUAUGCCAUUACAUCCAUGAGGUUGGGUCGCCUUUGGAUUACUGAAGCUUUUGUUGAAGAAACCAGGGGAAAGACGUUGGAAGAGGUAGCAGAAGACUAUCUCAAUGAACUUAUCCGUAGGAAUUUGGUUCAAAUGGUAGAAAUGAAUGAUUCUGGGUAG
Molecule: messenger RNA, 1131 nt
Organism: Nelumbo nucifera (sacred lotus)
Lineage: Eukaryota; Viridiplantae; Streptophyta; Magnoliopsida; Proteales; Nelumbonaceae
Source: RefSeq, a predicted model, not a curated record